UAAAACCCUUUGCGCAUGCUCGAACUGGUUCAUCUCAAACCCAAACCCAAGAUAAUACAAAACAAGAGCCAAACAAAAACAAUAAUAUGAUGUGAUACAGGGAUUUGAACAGAAGAUGAGAAAACGAAGAAUGAAUUCACGAUGAAAAUGGACUUGAAUAAAAUCCUGGAAAGGUUUUUUCAAAACACGUUUUUCUUUCUUCUCCUUGGGUUUAAUUUCUCCGACGGAAUAGCUCCCUGUGCACAGGACGAGUUUCAGUGCGCUGAUGGCUCCAGGUGUAUCCCGUCCCAGUGGUACUGUGAUGGUAUCCCAGAGUGUCUGGAUCUCUCCGAUGAACCCGAAUCCUGUCCCGAACCGUCCUGCCAGGAGGGUCAGUUCUCAUGCAAGAAAACAGGGAAGUGUAUAAUGGAAGGCUGGUUGUGUGAUGGUGAGCUGGAUUGUGGAGGAUCAGGAGAAGAUACAUCGGACGAAGAUCCUCUUCUCUGCUCAACCAACUCAACCUGUCCUAAUGGACAAACCGCCUGUAGAGACUCAACCUGUAUCCGGACAGAGCUUCACUGUGACGGAAAGGUUGACUGUGCAGAUAACUCUGACGAAGGACCUUUUUGUGAUUUGUUGGACUGUGAAAGUUUCAACUGUAGCUCCGAGUGUAGAAUGAGCUGGCGGGGAGCUAAGUGUAUUUGUCCUACCGGAAAGCAACCAGCUGGUGCUCUCUGUGUAGACGCUAAUGAGUGCGCUGUUGAAGGAACCUGUGAUCAACUGUGUACAGAUCUACCUGGAACCUACCAGUGUGCUUGUCUUCCCGGAUACAAGCUUGUUCCUCCCUCGUCCUGCCUCGCCAUCAACUCCCCACUCAACCAACCUGCAUCUCUUCUAAUAUCAAGCACUGAUACAGUACAAAAUAUCCAUCUGGAUGGAAGAACGAUUAAAAAAUUAAACACAUUGGACUCAUACGCCAUAGAUUUCAACCAUAGAAACCAAUCCUUUUGCUGGAUCUCACACUCAUACAACACUACCCCAACAGUUUCAGGUUCCUCUAUGAGUUGUUCUAGAAUAGAUAUGUCGGAGAACUGGAGUUUACCUGAUCCAGAUCUAUUCCCCUACUCCAACGUGAACCAGAUUGCUCUGGACUGGGGAAGUGGGAACUGGUAUUAUCUGGAUGAAUCUAGAGAAUCUAUAUUCCUGUGUCGACUAGUGGAAGGAUCUACCAAACAGUUUUGUAAAGUUGUGAUCAAUACAAGAAUGAGUAAACCUAGAGGAAUUGCUCUGGAUCCUUCUGCAGGUUUCAUGUUCUUCACAAGCAGUGGUUCAGCUCCACCCAGGCUAGAGAGAGCAGGGUUGGAUGGUUCACAACGGAAAAUCCUGGUUGAUACUAAGAUAGUCUAUCCCUAUGGAGUAACCGUAGACCAUCCAAACAGGCAUGUUUACUGGGUGGAUACGUACUUAAACUACAUAGAACGUUGCUCCUAUAACGGAGAAGGAAGGAUAACAGUGGUUCGAGGCUCUCCAGUAGAACACCUUUACACGCUCUCAAUCUUCCAAACAAGUAUAUUCGUCACAUCCUGGAGAGAAAACUCAAUUCUUCAUCUGGACAGAUUCAAACCUACAAAUAUUUCCAAAAUUGUUCAAUCCAAAUCCCGCCCGUUCUCUGUUCAAGUUUACCAUAGAGCUAGGCAACCUCUGUAUACCAACCUAACUGUAGAUAUUCAUCCAUGUUUGGAGAGGAACCCAUGCCAACAUUUUUGCAUCCCGCUCUCCGUGUCUCCGUACUACAAGUGUGUGUGCAGAUCAGGGUUUACUCUCUCCAACUCCGGGUCCAACUGUAUCCUGCAAACUGUCAAGAAUAUACUUAUCUUCGGACAACAGAAACCAGGGAUGAUCCGUGGAAUCACAUCCAGCAGCAUGAAUACAGAUGUAAUGAUACCCGUCUCUGGGAUCUCUAGACCAACCACAAUGGAUUUCCAUUUUAAAACCAAAUAUCUAUACUUCUCUGACUCCCAAGCUUUAAAGAUCGAACGUGUGAAAAUGUUUGAGAACAAGAUGAUCCGGGAGGAUUUUAUCACUGAAGGAUUGAACAAGGUUGAAGGAUUAGCUGUGGAUUGGGUUGGAGAGAACCUGUACUGGAGUGAUGAAGGAUUACAGAGUAUAUUUGUGAUCUCUCUUCUUGAUCCUAGCUCAAGGAGGACCUUGAUCAACUCCGGGACCAGUAAUGUAAGAUCAUUGUCUUUAGCAGCUGGGAAGGGUUUGAUGUUCUGGACGAACUGGAACAAUAUUGAAGGCGGGAUAUCAUUCUCUGGUACGAUCUACUCCGGUUGGAUGGACGGCACCAAUAUACAAGCUCUGGUCACAUCAGAGCUCCAGUGGCCAAAUGGUCUUGUUUACAACUCUGACACAGAAACUUUGUAUUGGUGUGAUACAUUCCUAAAUAAGGUUGAAUCCUUAAAACUCGGAGAUGAUCUAAACAAGAAUUCUGUCUCGCAACGGAGAAAACUUAUUCUUUCUGGAGAGCGGUAUACAUCCCGUCCCUAUGGUCUCACGUUCUACAAGAAUGAACUGUUCUGGACUGAGUUUAUUAACGGAAACAUUAUUACCCACAACCUAGAAACAAAUAUAACCUCAACCAUUCUCAAGAAUAAUCCUCAAAUGUUUGAAAUCAAAUACUUCUCUGCAUCUGCGCAGAAGGUGUCAAAGAUGGAUUGUUCUGCGCUGAAAUGUUCUCACCUCUGUUUGAUAACUCCUGCAGCUCCUGUAUGCUCCUGUCCUAAUGGAUUACAGUUAAACCUGGAUAUGAAAACCUGUGAUAAGAAACCUGAUAUCACAAAUGCCGAGUGUAAGGAAGGAGAAUUUAAGUGCAAUGAUCCCUCAGGAUUGUGUCUAAGUCAGGAUAAGGUUUGUAACGGAGUUAAAGACUGUUCUGAUGGUUCGGAUGAAACCCUGACCGAGACUUGUUUCCAUGAUGGAACCUGCUCCGAGGAGCAGUUCACCUGUCUCACUAGCUCCGAAUGUAUAUCUAAGAUGUGGAUGUGUGACGGGGAUGAGGACUGUGAGGAUGGAAGUGAUGAAACUGAAGAAAUGUGUUCUACCCUGGAGUGUGAGGAGGAUAAGUUUGAGUGCUCCGGUGACGGUAAAUGUAUCCCUGGGAGCUGGGAGUGUGACGGAGUACCUGAUUGUCCUGAUUCUAGUGAUGAACACCAGGGUUGCUUCAAUGUUUCAUGUUUAUCUACUCAGUUCACCUGUGAUACCUACAAGUGUAUACCCAAGGACUUCAAGUGUGACGGAGAGGAGGAUUGUACGGAUGGAACGGAUGAACAAGGUUGUCCGCAAAUCUGCGAGGAUGGACUGUUUUUCUGCUCCGUUGAUUGGCAGUGCAUACCAGAGAAUUCUAUCUGCAAUGGACAGAAGGACUGUACGGACGGAGAGGAUGAGAGAAACUGUCCAACUCAGCUCCAGAGUCGGUGUGAACCAUCAGAGUUCUUCUGUGGAGAUGGAACUUGUCUCCCAAGUAAGUUUGUUUGUGAUGGGAACCAGGACUGUGUGGACGGAUCAGAUGAAAAUCAUGGGAACUGUACAUCUAACUGUAGAAGCAAGGAAAUAUCUUGUAUUUCCGGACAUAAAUGUAUCCCUGUAUCCUACUGGUGUGACGGGGACAUAGAUUGCGAAGACGGAUCGGAUGAGUCGACAUGUAACAGUGUGAUGCAUUGCAAUUAUCCGAAUCUGGAAUGUGACUCAAGGUUGAAUAAAACAAAAUGUAUUAAUGCAGAGAGAUUAUGUAACGGAGUCCAGGAUUGCAAAGACGGAUCGGACGAGGGAUUGCUUUGUCCUGAGAAGCAGUGUGAUAGUUUGAUAAAUACCUGCUCCGACGUGUGCUUUAAUUCUCCUGAUGGACAUCGUUGCUCCUGUCCAGCAGACCAGUACCUGGAUCAAUCUCGGACCAACUGUACAGACCUUCAUCCUUGUAGUCAGUGGGGCACAUGUUCUCAACUCUGUAAACAAAUAUCAGGACACAGGCAUAAAUGUUUCUGUCAUAAAGGUUACUCUCUCCAGUCGGACAAGUUUACAUGUAAGAGUAAAGAUGAAUCUCAUCCCAGAAUAGUUUUCACCAAUAGACAUGAACAUAGAGCUAUUGAUCUUAGACGUGGUAAAGCUAGAACCAUUCUCUCCAACCUGAAGAACACUAUAGCUCUUGAUUUUUUUAUAUCCAAGAGUAAAACUGAACUCUUCUGGAUGGAUCUGGCGGAUGAUUCUAUUUAUAGAGGAACCUUGAACGAAGAAAUGAUCUCCGACAUGAAGCAAGUUGUUCACUCCGGACUCACCACGGCAGAAGGUUUGGCUGUUGAUUGGAUCGGAGAAAACUUGUACUGGAUUGAAUCCAACUUGGAUCAGAUUGAAGUAGCAAAAAUCAAUGGAUCCUUCCGGAAAACACUGAUCUCAGGAAACAUGCAUAGUCCUCGCGCCUUGGCUCUGGAUCCUGGAGAAGCUAUCUUAUUCUGGACAGACUGGGAUUCUGCUGGGAACUCAAGAAUUGAGUCCUGCUCUAUGGACGGAGAUGAGACCCAGAGGAGAAUUGUUUUCCUGGUUUCCAGUUAUGGAGGAGCUUGGCCCAACGGGUUAACCCUGGAUUAUCUUGUAAGACGUAUUUACUGGAUAGAUGCUAGAAGUGACUCGGCACACACAACAUUCUACGACGGGUCCGAUCACAGAGAGAUUCUCCGAGGUCAUCAAUAUCUUUCUCAUCCUUUCUCUCUUGCUCUGUUUGAAUCACAUAUCUAUUGGACAGACUGGAGAACUAACUCAGUUGUUAGAGCAAACAAAUGGAACGGAACCGAUAUCAAGGUUAUGGAUAAAACUUUAAACAAACCUUAUGGGAUCAAGGUUGUCCAUCCUUCUCUUCAAAUCCGUCCUAGAAAACCUCAUCCUUGCAACCUAAAUAACGGAAACUGUUCUCAUCUAUGUUUAUUGGGAUUGAAUCGAACUGCAACCUGCGGUUGUCCGCAUAUUAUGAAGCUCUCUGUAGAUAAGAAAACCUGCGAAGAGAAUCAUGUGAUGCUUCUCUACUCCGCCGAGAAUGAGAUCCGAGGAGUUGAUCUAGCAAACCCUGCUCAUCAUCUCAUCCCUCCCAUUCCUUAUCCUAACACAGUUUUCCCUAAUCAUAUUAACUUCCUGGCCAAAAGUAGGGAAUUAUUUUGGAUGGAUACAGGCAACCCAAGUUGGCCAAGUAUCCGGGUUAUAAGACGAGCUAGUAUAGGAGGAGAAGAUAACCAAGUUCAUGUUAUUGUAGAAGUUGUUGGAUACGAUUCUAAGGAUACCCUGGCCCAGGGUCCGACAGCUAUAGUUGGAGGACUGUCAAUUGAUUGGAUCUCGGAAACCCUGUUCUACGCAAGCUCGGACGAAGAGAACAAUGACUCCAGUAGUAUCUACGCUAGUAAACUGGAUGGAACGGGAGUUGUUAAGAUAAAAGAUCUCCCGUCAUUAGUAAAGGACUUACUCGUGGCUCCAGAGCUAGGAAUAAUAUUCUGGCACGAAGUGAACCUGGAGAACUCAACUGAAAGUAUAAUGAGGAGCUGGAUGGAUGGAACUGAUAUAGCUGAGAUUUACUCUGUUCUAAGAUCAGAAGAUGAUCCUUACAAUCUGAGCUGUUUAACCUUUUACUCGGAGACAGAAGAUCUUUAUUGGAUUGAGAACUCGGAGCUGAGACAGUAUAAUAUUCACGCAGGAUUACUUGAUUCCUCUUCGUACCUUCCAUUCCCUGGGAUAACAGCGUUAACCAUCUAUAAUCAAACCUUCUUCUAUGGAAAAAAUCACGGAGGAAACUCGAGUAUAAUGUCUCGAGAUUUGAGAAACGUGGACCAGGUUUUAAAGAACCUGACGAAUGUGGUGUUGUCUCUACAAGUCUAUGAUCGUAAAAUGCAGAUUGGGGUGAAUAAAUGUGGAACUAAUAAUGGAGGUUGCCAACAUCUCUGUGUACCUGUUAAACAAGGAAAAAUCAGAUGUAUGUGCAGUAUUGGUUAUCAUGUCAGUGAAUUCAACACCUCGGAGUGUAUUCCCAUCCCACACUUCCUGCUAUAUCUGUCAGAUAACAGGAUUCAAGGCAUGUCUCCGUCCAACUCCCACCAAAGCAGUGUUCUAGUUCCAGUUCCUAACACGGGUCAACCCACUUCAGUUUCAUACCUGGCAGCAGAGAAUAUAAUAUUUUGGUCAGAUAACGGGGUCGGAGAAAUAUGGAGGAUGAAGCGGGAUGGAACGGAGAAGAAAAUGAUCUUGGAUAAACUUGAAUCUCCUGUUUCUAUUGCAAUAGAUUGGGUUGCAAAGAACCUGUAUUGGACGGAUGAUAGAACAGAUGUUAUAGAAGUUUGUAGAACAGACGGAAGGUUCAGGAAGGUUAUCAUCUCUGGAGGUCUAGUUAGACCUUCAGCUAUUGAAGUGUCUCCUGCACAUGGUUUUCUCUUCUGGGCAGAUACAGACAUAAGUGGAGCAAAGUUGGAACGAUCUUUCUUGGAUGGGUCAGGGAGAAAGGUCAUUUCUGAUAAUACAAAAAUGAAUUUUGUGACUGACAUCAGUCUGGAUACAAUUGGUGAAUGGGUUUAUCUUUGUUAUCUUGACUCAUCUAAUGGAGAAGCUUUUAGCAGGGUUUCAUUUGAUGGAGAUACAUUUGAAGUGCUACGAAAAAAGGAUGAAGACCUUUUCAGAUCUCCUGUAUCCAUUACCUAUUUCGAGAACAAGCUCUGGUGGAUGGAUGUCAAUUACAAACUUGGCAGUAUUAACUAUUUCGACAUAGAUCUCAGCUCUGAUGUAAAAAUCCUGAAGCAGAAUCUAGGAGACAUUACUAAUCUAAAGGAUAUAGAGAUGUAUAGCCAGUCUUUACAAGACCAGAAUGUUACAAAUGUCUGUAAGAAUCCUUCUCAUUGCUCUGAACUCUGUCUAUUCAACGGACAGGAAGGAGUUUGUCAAUGUUCAUUCAGGAAACUAGGUGAAGAUAAGAAAACCUGUGUUGACCACAGCGCAUUCAUAUUAUUCUCCGCAGGUUCCGUCAUAGAAAGUUUACACCUGAAUCCUGAAAAUAAUUUAACACCCCCCAUCCCCACAAUCUCGAAUAACGUUUCACUCCAGAAUGCGAUUGGAUUGGCAUAUAGUUACCAGGAGAGUACAAUAUUCUACUCGGAUAUUCAGGCUGGAACCAUCAACAGUGUUUACUUUAAUGGAACUGGAUUUAAGAAGAUUUUGUCCGGACAAAGCUCAGUGGAAGGCCUGACGUUUGAUAGUUUAAGAAACAUUCUUUACUGGACUUCAACAUCUGAUAGUUCAAUCAGAAAACUUAAUAUCUCUAACUCUGAUGUUUUAAGGACAGAGCUAGUUGUUCAACUAAGCUAUGAGGAUAAACCGCGGGGGAUAGACAUAGAUAUUUGUACCGGUAUGAUUUACUGGACAAACUGGAACAGGAAAAGACCAUGUAUCCAACGUGCAUUCUCAUCUGGAUUCCAGAAACAAGAAAUUGUAGCAGAUAAAAUUCAUAUGCCAAACGGAAUCACAGUGGAUAGUAAAUCUCAGAAAUUCUACUGGGCUGAUGCCAGGUUGGAUAAAAUUGAUAUGUGUAACCUUGAUGGAACAAGUUGCAAGACUGUAGUUUCCGCAUAUAUUGAGCAUCCGUUCGAUAUUGCAGUUUUUGAUCAGUUCCUAUUCUUCACAGACUGGAUGUCACAUAGUGUUGUAAAGGUAAAUAAGCUGUCUGGAGAGGAUAGAGUUGUUUUAAAAGAUGAGCUAUUGAGACCAAUGGGUAUCAUUGCUGUCUCAGAAAACCAAAACUUUUGCCCCAUCCCUAAGUGUGGGGUUCAGAAUGGUGGUUGUGAGGAUAUAUGCAACUCAGAACAAGGUUAUGUACAGUGUUCUUGUAGGACAGGGAGGCAUCUAAUGCCAGACGGACAAAGAUGUAUUUCCUCUGCUUCAAACUGCGCUUCUAAUCAAUUCCAAUGUUCUAGUGCAAGGCAGGAUAGCAUUGAGCACCUUGUCUGUAUUCCCUACGAGCUAACAUGUGAUGGGAUAGAUCAUUGUCCUGACAGAUCAGAUGAAAAGAUAGAAUAUUGUUCAUCAAGGUCUUGUCCUUCAAAAUUCUUCCAAUGCUCCAACAAUAAAUGCAUUCUCAAUGAUCUACAGUGCAAUGGUGUAGACAAUUGCGGAGACUUUUCUGAUGAAACCGAAUGUAAGUGUGACAGGGGAGAGGACAGUUUUAAAUGCAAAAUAGGUCCCUGCAUCUCUGAGAAGAAUGUGUGUGACUUCUCUCCUGACUGUCCUGAUGCCAGUGAUGAAACAAACUGCCCUCCUUUCAACUGUACAGAAGUUGUUAAAAAUACCCACCACAGAAAAGUAAAUGAGGAAUUAAUACCUUGUGUUCGAACCACUGCUUGCAUUCUACCCAGCUGGGUAUGUGAUGGACAAAAUGACUGCUGGGAUGGGUCAGAUGAGGAGAACUGCACCCUUGGUCCUGUUUUAAACACUCUCUGUCCAGACGAACAUUUUCAGUGUGAGGAUGGUAAAUGCAUCAUACAAGGUUGGUUGUGUGACCGUGACCUUGAUUGUAAAAACGGAGAAGAUGAACAGAAUUGUACAAAUACUUGUGGAGCACAUGAAUUUCAAUGUCAUGACAAAUCACAGUGUAUAUCCUUAGCUUGGCAGUGUGAUGGAACCCCAGAUUGUGAUGAUAGAUCUGACGAAGGACCGGAAUGUCCUGAUAAAGUAUGUAAAUCUGACCUUGAGUUUAAGUGCCCCGAAGGACACUGUAUUCCUAAAUCCUGGGUUUGUGAUGGGGAAAAUGACUGUGCAAGCAAUGAGGAACUUAGUGCUGAUGAAGACAAGCUAAUCUGCACUGAAACAUGUGAGAGUAAUUAUUUCAGAUGCGCCAAUGGACGUUGUGUUCUAAACCACUUCUUUUGUGAUUCAGACAAUGAUUGCGGAGACUUCAGUGAUGAGCCAGAGACUUGUGCUUACAAGAAAUGUCCUGAGAACUUCAUCCAUUGUCGGACUGGUGUGGGGUGUCUUGAGAAGAGACAGCUCUGUGAUGGAUCAUAUGAUUGUGCAGAUCAUAGUGACGAACUCACUGCAUUUUGUGAAGCAAAAAAUGUAACUGAGAAUGAAGAAAACUACAGACUUGGUUGUAGAACCCAUGAGUUUAGCUGCAACAAUUCUGCUUGUGUGCAUCUUGCAUUAAGAUGCAAUGGGGAAAAUGACUGUGGGGACUUCUCUGAUGAGAUGAAUUGUAAAAACCAAAGUUAUCCCUUAAAUCUGGAUAAAAGAAAACACUGUCCUCCUGGAUAUCAGCUCUCUUCAGAUUUAUCUCAUUGCAAAGCUAAAAGUCCAAUUCAACCCAAGAUUAUGUUUUCCAACAGGUAUUACAUUAGGAUGGUGGAUCUUUUGGGAAAUUCUGAAAUAUUUGCUAAAAAUCAAUCGAAUGCUGUAGCUUUGGAUUUUGAUUACAAGUCAAAAUGUGCAUUUUGGUCUGAUGUGACGGCCCAUGGUUCAAGUUUAAGAAAGCUUUGUAAAGUUGGAGAAGAAUCAAAAAUUGUGAACUUGGCCACUCCACAGAACCCUGAUGGUCUUGCCGUGGACUGGGUUGGAAGGAACUUGUACUGGUGUGAUAAGGGUUCAGAUACUAUUGAGGUUUCUAAUCUUGAUGGAAAAUAUAGGAAAAUCUUGAUAAAUGAGGGACUUCAAGAGCCACGAGCUUUAGCACUUGACCCCCUAGAGGGUUAUUUGUACUGGUCUGAUUGGGGAGAUAAACCUCACAUUGGAAGAUCCUAUCUGGAUGGUUCCAACCCAACUGUUCUGAUAUCAGAAAAUCUUGGUUGGCCCAACGCCAUCACAAUAGCAUUUGACUCAAAAGAACUAUUCUUUGGAGACGCUAGAGAGGAUUAUAUUGCAUAUUCCAACUUAGAUGGGACUAAUAUAAGAAGAGUGCUUUCUCGUGGACAGAACCCCAGUAUUAAUCUUCAUCAUAUAUUUGCUUUGACUGUGUUUGAAGACUAUGUUUAUUGGACAGAUUGGGAAACUAAGUCAAUUGAAAGAUGCAACAAAUAUGAUGGAGGUAACCAAGAAACCAUAUUAACAGCUAUACAUAGACCGAUGGACCUUGCAAUAUAUCAUCCAAUGCGACAACCAAGCCCUGUUUUUAAUCCUUGUGAAAACAAUGGUGGAUGCCAUGGCCUGUGUUUAUUAAGACCAGGAAGUGAAGGAUUAGAAAAAUCUUGUUCGUGUCCAGAAAACUUUAUUUUAUCCGAAGACAAAAUAUCUUGCAAAUCAAACUGCUCAACAAGCAUGUUCCUCUGUGAGAGUACAUUGAAAUGUAUUCCAUUUUGGUGGAAAUGUGACGGCCAAGAUGACUGUGACGAUGGUUCCGAUGAACCACAAGAUUGUAGAGAAUUCAAAUGUAAACCUGGCCAAUUUCAGUGCCAAAACAACCAAUGUCUUCAUCCAACUCAGAUCUGUGACAGCAAGGAUGAUUGUGGUGAUCAGAGUGAUGAAAAGAAUUGCAAUGAAUAUGAAUGUUUCAAGAACCAAUUUAAAUGUCCUGCAAAUGGAACUUCAGAUUCCUUCUGCAUAUCCACAGAUAAAAAAUGCAACAAAAUCCCAGAUUGUCCUGGAGGAGAGGAUGAACUGAAUUGUCCAGCCAGAGAUUGUCAUGUUUCCCAGUUUCAGUGUGGCAAUGGAGCUUGUAUACCUGAAGUAUGGGUGUGUGAUGAGGAAAAUGAUUGCGGAGAUAACAGUGAUGAGUUGGAAACCUGCAAAGCUAUGAACAGGACAUGCGGGGGAGAUUUUUUCAAAUGUGGAAAUGGUAGAUGUAUUCCUCCAAGCUGGAAAUGUGAUCGUGAGGUUGAUUGUCCAAACAAAGAGGAUGAACCUGACUCUUGUGAAAAGAUCUAUGAGAGUACAUGUGACCCAACCUAUUUUCGUUGUGGUACAGGAAGAUGUAUCCCUGGAAGGUGGAGGUGUGAUCAUGAUCAGGAUUGUGGAGAUGGGUCGGAUGAAAAGUCCUGUUCUGUGGAAGAAUACCGAACCUGUUCUGAAGAUGAGAGAGCUUGCCAUAACGGAAAAUGUAUUCACAAUAGUAAAUGGUGUAAUGGUAUUGAUGACUGUGGUUCAGAUGAUCGCACUGAUGAGAUGUUCUGUUACCUGGAGUGUAGUGAAGAAGAGUUUAAAUGUAGUUUCCCUCCAUAUUGUAUUUACAAAGAAUGGAGGUGUGAUGGGGAAAGAGAUUGUUCUGAUGGAAGUGAUGAACUGAACUGUUUUUCAUCAAUGUGCACUGUAGGUGAGUUUGCUUGCAAGUCAUACCAAGACACCUGCUCUUCAAACCAUUGUAAUGGUACUAAAGAAUGUAUUAACUCACAAUGGAAAUGUGACGGAGAACUUGACUGUCUAGAUGGAAGUGAUGAGGAUUUUGAAACAUGCAAGAACUUUGUCUGUGAACCAAACAGAUUCAGAUGCGACACUAAUAAGUGUGUUUUGUGGAGUUCUGUCUGUGAUGGAACCAACGACUGUUCAGAUGGUUCUGAUGAAACUAAGCAAGCUUGUCUCAUUUCUGGAGGCUGUAUUGACAAACAGAACUUUAGGUGUGAAAAUAAUAAGUGUAUUGACACCUCACUGGUGUGCGAUGGAACUAAUGAUUGUCUGGACGGUUCUGAUGAAAGUGAUUGCGAAAAUAAUCCUUCUUGUGAAUUUGGAACUUGUUCCCAAAUCUGUCAGGUUAAACUCAGGGUUCAAGAUCAGCAUGCUUCUACUGGGAACUCUUCAAGUAUAUGCUUGUGUUCUCCAGGAUAUGAACAGACUGGACAUAAAAGACACUGUAAAGCUAGCGGCUCAGAUCCUGUUUUGCUGUUGGCAAAUGAAAAUACCAUCAGGCAUUUAAAUCCAUAUCAAUCUCAUAAAAUGGUUCAGAUUGAUUCAUAUGGGCAUUCCAACCAUGAAGGUUAUGACCAGCUAAAAAUUGAAGCUAUAGACAUACUUUACCAGGACAUGGUUCCCACAGCAUUUGUUACUUUACAUAACAACAGAUCAAUCUUGUAUGUUAAAUUUGAUACUGAAAUAGAAACACAUAGAAGGCGUCGCAGCUUAAUAGAUCAGCAUACUGGAGUACUAGUAGAAGAUGGAGGCAUCCCUAAAGGUUUAUCUGUGGACUGGAUCAAUAAGAAUGUUUACUGGAUAGAUACAGAAACAUCUAAUGUUCGUCUGGUCAACUAUGUGUCCGGAAACACACUGACCAUUAUUCAAGGAAAAAUAGAUAACCCAGGAGAUAUUGUAGUUGAUCCUGACUCAGGCAAACUUUUUAUCACGGAUUGUGGUUCAAAUCCUAAGAUUCUUACAUCAAGACUUGACGGGUCGGACUUAACAUUUUUAGUGGAGAAAAAAGUACAAUGGCCUUCUGCACUAGCAAUAGAUUAUCCUGCCAGAAGAUUAUACUGGACAGAUUUAAAGUCGAGGACUAUUGAAUCCGUAAGGUUGGAUGGAAAGAGUAGAAAUGUUAUUGUAACAGUGGAACCGAAGCUAGGAAAACCUUACAGGAUUGAAGUGUUCGAGGAUACAGUCUACUUUACUACAUACAGGAUCAAUAAGAUCCUGAAACUUAAUAAGUUUGGAAAAGGAAACAUUUCUAUUGUAGCAGAAGAAGUUUUGGCUGUUUCAGACCUAGUUAUCAUGCAGGAGAACAAGCAUGACAAGAUGUACACAGCAGAUCCAUGUAGUUCAGCUCCAUGUGAGAAGUUUGGUUCUCAAGUUGUCUGUAUCUCUAUUCCUGGAGAGGACCAAAGACUGACCUACAAGUGUGUUUGUUCUGAUAAUUAUCAAAUGAGAUCUGGAAAAUGUUCCCAUUUAGCUGACACCACCACUGAGACAUGUGAUGGUAUGAACUGUCAUGAGGGAACAUGUGAAAUGAAGAAUGGGAAACCUGAAUGCAGAUGUAACCUUUUCUUCUCUGGAAAGUAUUGUCAAACCUACAUAUGUGCUGGAUUUUGUCAGAAUGAUGCACGUUGUAUUCCGUUGAACAAGAUCCAGACUGGAAGUGAGUACAGUGCCAUUUGUAUAUGUAAAGAUGGAUUUCAAGGAGAUCGCUGUGAGAUCGCCACAAAGGAUUGUCUGGACUAUUGCCAUAAUAAUGCAUCUUGUGAUAUAAACAGAAGCAGUCAAAAACUUGAUUGUAAAUGUAGAAAUCCUUUCUAUGGAGAAAGAUGUGAUCAGUGUCCUGGGUUAGAUUGUUCUCCAGGUCUGUGCUCUAUGGAUAGUAUCGGAGAACCUGCUUGUUCCUGUCCUCCGGGUGUGGACUGUUUAAAGAACUCCUGCUCUGGUUUUACCUGUUUCCACAAUGGAACCUGUCACAUGGUGAAUGGUCAGCCCCAGUGCCUGUGUUCGGAUAGCAUGUACGCAGGAAGACAGUGUGAACAGGAUAAAUGUCUUUCUAUAUUCUGUAGGAAUGGUGGAUACGGUCACAGGAUGGAUGGUCGCUGUGUUUGUGUGUGCCAGAAAGGGUUUACAGGAGAGAAGUGUGAGAAUACUCUGAGCGAGUAUCUCCCCUGUCUAAACUGUGAAAAUGGAGGAACUUGCCGAACCCUGAACGGAACCAAGGUUUGUGAAUGCUCCCCGGAGUAUGCUGGUCCAACCUGUAAUAUCAAGAUACCUACCGGAACCAGUCCGUGCAAGCAGUUGGUUUGUCAAAACGGAGGAGUUUGUCAGACCUUGCGAUCUAACCGUGGAAAAUAUUUUGCCCAGUGUAUCUGCGAUGAGAGGUUUAGUGGAGAGUAUUGUCAGAGUAUAAACCGUUGUUAUAAACAUUGUUUAAACGGAGGAACAUGUUUCCCUGAUGGAAGUUCUGUAAGAUGUCACUGUACUCAAGGUUGGAGUGGGGGACGAUGUGCUCUCAACUUCGGAGAAAACGAUGAGAGAAAAGAUUUGGAUAACAGCGCUAUUAACUCCUUGACUGUUACAAUAGUUACAGUUUCUAUAGUUGCUCUAGCACUACUUGGAGCUCUAGUCUACCUUACAGUAUUCAUCAUUCAACGCAGACAGUUAUCCUCUCCGUUUAAACACCAUCGGAUGAACGAGAGCGGGACGAGGUCAAGCAACCUGGAGUACUCCAACAGGAUGUUCUUGCAGGACGACGAGGCUCAGGACCAACAUGGUCUCUUCUCCAUGGAGGAGCUCCAACCUGCCGCUAACUUUGUAAACCCUGUUUAUGAAACUAUGUUCCUGGAGAACCGUUCCUCGAUAAUAAAGGACGGAACAGUCUUACAUCCUGAUAUCCUGGAGUUAACCAACCUAGAGUCGGAGAGGAGUGGUUUACUCCGAUCUACGGAUGCGCCACCUGCCGACGGUAGACCGGUUAUUCACACUGAUUCAGAUUAAUCUUCAUAUGUUCUCCCAAUCCAGGGCAUUAUAGAUCUAAACCUACUCCUAGGUUGUAUCUAACACUAAACUAUACUACCGAACUGAAAUCUAAUAUUAAGUUUAUAAUAGUGCUCGGAUAUCCACACAAGCUUACAUUUCAUAUAAGAUUAGCUAUACUCCUUUAUUUAUAUUAAAUAGUCACGUGAAAAUAUUUGAAAAUUUGUUUUUUUUUUGAAUAAUGAAAUAAUAUUUACAGUCAAAUAUUUACAUCGCCACAAAAAUUACAUUUUAAUGCGUAUACCUAGGCUCAAGCUUAUUUUUUAAGCUUUAAAAUCUAAAUAUUUUAUUUGACGUUAAACCUAUGUUUUCUUACCCAUUCAUGAAAAACUAAUCAAAAUAGGAUUACUAAAUUAAUUCUAUUCAAAAUAUUUUUUUUAUAUUUUCUUCUUUGUAUUUGGAAUAUUUCCAUCCAUCAUUUCAAGAUGAGUUUAGUAUUCUACCAAAGCUCUGGUUUAGCGUCCGUAAGACUUUAAACUAAUUGGCCUAAAAUGUUUUGCACAAGCUGUUGCCAAAUAUUGCCAUCUCGUAUUUAAUAAUUUGCUUUGCAGUACACAAUUAUUGUUGUUUACUUUUGUGAUAUGUUGUUUAUUGUAGAACGCCAUGUUUUUUUGGCAAGGGAACCAAUACCAUAGCAUUGUUAAUGUUCCAAUCCAAGUAUGUUUUAGUGUUCUAUCACAGUAUGGCCAGGUAAAACCUUUGUCUGGUAAGUUUUCCAUUUCUGUCUGGUAAGUUUUCUAUUACUGUCUGGGAAGUGUUCCAUCACUGUCUGGUAAGUGUUCCAUUACUUUCUGGUUUUUGUUCUAUUACUGUCUGGUAAGUGUUCCAUUCCUGUCUGGUAAGUGUUCUAUUACUGUCUGGUAAAUGUUCCAUCACUGUCUGGGAAGUGUUCCAUUCCUGUCUGGUAAGUGUUCCAUCACUGUCUGGGAAGUGUUCCAUUACUGUCUGGUAAGUGUUUCAACAAUAUUUGAUAUGUGUUCUAUUUCUGUCUGGAAAGUGUUUAACAACUCUCUGGUCAUUGUUCUGGUUUCAUAACACGGUUUUAAUCCUAAAUCAAAUGAGCUUCCAUUUUUCUUUGGUUCUUUGUUUUCCUGGUUCCUUUCCAUGGUUUCCUCAUUUCCUUUUUCUUUAGUUGUUCCCUGAUUCCCUUGUUCGUAUUUUUCUGUAUCCCUUGUUCUAUGGUUCCAUGGUUCCCUGGAUCUCUGGUUCCCCUGUUCGAUGGUUGUCUAGAUCUCUGGUUCCCUUAUUUGAUGGUUCCAUAGAUCACCAUGGUUCCCUAGAUCUUUGGUUCCUUUGUUCGAUGGUUGUCUAGAUCUCUGGUUCCCUUGCUUGAUGGUUCCAUAUAUCUCUGGUUCCCUAGAUCUCUGGUUCCCUAGAUUUCUGGUUCCCUUGUUCUGUAGUUCCCUAGAUCUCUGGUUCCCUUGUGUGAUGGUUUCCUAGAUCUCUGGUUCCCUUGUUCUAUGGUUCCCUAGAUCUCUGGUUCCCAUGUUCGAUGGUUCCCUAGGUCUCUGGUUCCCUGUUCUAUGGUAACCUUGUUCGAUGGUUCGAUGGUUCCCUGUUCAAUUGUUAUUUUGUUCGAUGGUUCCCUUGAUGCUUUGAGUGAAAUGAAUCUCUUCAGUAUUUUAAUUAUAUUUGUUUAAUCUUUCGUUAUAUAAUGUUGUGCCAAAUACAUUCAGUUUAUCCAACACAUUAAAA
Eurytemora carolleeae is the source of this 16110-nucleotide messenger RNA. It is a transcript of the gene LRP1, whose product is annotated as prolow-density lipoprotein receptor-related protein 1. Gene Ontology annotation, molecular function: protein binding; calcium ion binding. The transcript has 12 exons. The record is from RefSeq and is a predicted model, not a curated record. Bases 142 to 14376 code for a protein of 4744 amino acids. Lineage: Eukaryota; Metazoa; Arthropoda; Copepoda; Calanoida; Temoridae.